Messenger RNA from Belonocnema kinseyi, 2922 nucleotides. RefSeq names its product puromycin-sensitive aminopeptidase-like. Gene Ontology annotation, cellular component: cytoplasm. NCBI's taxonomy places the organism in Eukaryota, Metazoa, Arthropoda, Insecta, Hymenoptera, Cynipidae. The transcript is spliced from 4 exons. Gene Ontology annotation, molecular function: metalloaminopeptidase activity; zinc ion binding; peptide binding. The record is from RefSeq and is a predicted model, not a curated record. Gene Ontology annotation, biological process: proteolysis; peptide catabolic process. The coding region runs from base 195 to 2810 and encodes 871 amino acids.
UUCAUUUUCGGUUACAAUACUUUGGGCUCCUCAUGUCUAUUCUCCAUGGGGGCUCCAAUAAAAAAUUGGGAGUGAUGUGAUGAUGUGGCAUUAUUUACGAUAAAGCAUAAUAUAAAAGUCGAGAAAGUUUAUAAAGAAUUGUCACAAGAACAAUUAGAUUACUGGCCGGUGUAGUGCCGCGAAUUUAUAAGAAAAUGUGCGUAAAAAGCCAAGAAUUUCAAGGGCUUCCUGUGGAUGUCCUACCUUAUCAUUAUAAUAUCACUUUAACACUUGAUCUUAAGACAUUUACUUCUACUGGACAGCAAGAUGUUUCCAUAGACGUGAAAGAAUCUACAAAUAAAAUCCUAUUAACUGCUGCAGACCUAAAGAUCAGGAAUGUGGCUUUUCACAAUAUAAAUGGAACCGUUGUUGCUUCUGGAGAAAUAUCUUUUGAUGCUACAGAAGAAAAAGUAACAAUUAUGUUUCCUGAAAAGAUUCCUGCGGGGAAAUCUGGUCAUUUGCAUUUUGAAUUUCAAGGAGAAAUUAAUGAUAAAAUGAGGGGCUUGUAUCGCAGCAAGUACACAGGCUUUAAUGCAUUAAGUUGCUUUCUUUGCGGACGGUCACAUAUACAGUUUUUUGCGAAUUCAACAUGUGCCAGACGUUGUUUCCCUUGUUGGGAUGAACCAAUUUUUAAAGCUACUUUUGAUAUCACAUUAAAAGUUUCUGCAGGCUUCACGGCUAUAUCCAACAUGCCAGUCAAGUCUGUAGUAAACCAUGAAAAUAAGACAAGCUGGAGCUUUGAAAGAACCCCGAUUAUGUCAAGUUACCUCGUAGCUUUUGUUGUAGGAGAAUUCGACUACCUAGAGGGGAAGACUAGCGAUGGAUUAGUUACGAGAGUAUAUACUCCCAAAGGAAAAGCAGAUCAGGGUCAGUUUGCCUUGGACAUUGCCACAAGAGCAAUUUCUUUGUAUGGCGAGUAUUUCGGAAUACCCUACUCUCUACCAAAGCUCGAUCUCAUUGCAAUAGCUGAUUUUGCUUUCGGUGCCAUGGAAAACUGGGGUCUUGUCACUUACAGAGAAACUCGUAUUCUAGUGGACUCAGAAAACACAUCCAUUGAGACUAAACAAGCUAUCACGUUGGUUGUCUGUCACGAAUUGGCGCACAAGUGGUUUGGCAAUCUCGUCACGAUGAAAUGGUGGGAUGAGCUUUGGCUGAAAGAAGGCUACGCUUCAUUCAUGGAGUUCUUCGCCACUGAUAAACUAUUUCCUGAAUACGAGAGCUGGACACAAUUCACAAAUCUUGUGUACAAAAGAGCUCUGCAGUUAGACGCCCUCAAGAGCACUCAUCCGAUCCACGUUCCAGUUAAUCGCUCAGCUGACAUUGACGAGAUUUUCGAUAAAAUCACAUAUUGCAAAGCUCCUAGUGUAAUCAGAAUGCUAUAUUAUUACAUAGGAGACGAAGAUUUUAAGAAGGGCAUGAGUCAGUAUCUAAAAAAGUUCUCUUAUUCUAACGCUGUAUCUGAAGACUUAUGGACGGCAUUGGAAGAAGCCAGUAAGAAACCAAUUCGAGCAAUAAUGCCAACAUGGAUCAAACAGAAAGGUUUCCCAAUACUGACUGUCCAACACCGCUGGGAAGGAAGCGAUCUGGUAUUGACCUUUUGUCAGAAGAAGUUCAUCGCUGAUGGUUCAGAUGAUCCUGAAAAAAGUUUAUGGAUGAUACCUUUAAAUGUGACCACCUCUCUAUCUCCUGAAAAGGCGAUCUUUAGCACGGUGAUGCACGAAAGGACGAAGGAAGUAUUAUUAAAGGAUGUACACAAAGAUUCUUGGGUUAAAGUAAAUCCAGGAACGGUCGGCUUUUACAGGACAAGUUACAGUUCCGACUUGCUAGAACUUCUGAUUCCAGCUAUCGAAAGUGGCAUGUUGACCGUCAAAGAUAGAUUUGGUGUCAUCGAUGACAUGUUCGCAUUUGUCCAAGCUGGUCAGGUUUCCACAGUGGAGUAUUUACGCCUGGUCAAAUCCUUCAAGGAAGAAGAGAAUGGAACUGUGUGGUCUAGCAUUAUCAGCUCUUUGAAUAAUAUACAAACAUUAGUAGCCGAUUCGGACUUUGACAGCUCUUUUAAGGCUUUCGCUCGUUCACUGCUGCGUUCUAUCAAUUCGAAAUUAGGAUGGGAUCCUAAACCUAAGGAAAGUCAUCUGAGCACUGUGCUUAGAUCAAGCGUUCUAGAAACUAAUGUUUCUCUUCAAGAAGAAAGCACCAUUCAGGAAGCAAAAGAUCGUUUCCAGUUACAUAUUUCUGGAAAAACUAUUCUCUCACCAGAUCUGCGAAAUCUAGUGUACCGGGCGAUUCUCUUCACUGGGGAUAAAGCAACAUUCGAGACAAUGUUGAAAUUAUAUAGAGAGGCGGAUUUAAGUGAAGAGAAGGCACGGAUAUUGAAAAGCCUUGGAGUAAUCAAGGAUGAAGCCUUAUUAACGAAAGCACUGGAAUUCGCCUUGAGUGAUCAAGUUCGAUUUCAGGAUACUCAUUAUGUGAUUUCGACAAUCAGGGAGUCUUCGAAAGGCCGUGACCUCGUUUGGGAGUUUUUCAAGCAAAAUUGGAACGUCUUUGAGGAUAGGUAUAAAGGAGGACUUAUUUUCCCACAUUUGGUUAGGAUUGUAACGGAGAACUUUGUUACGGAAGAGAAAGCACUGGAAAUUCAGCAGUUCUUUGAUAAUCAUCCGACAAAUGGUGUCGAGAAAACAGUCCGGCAAAGUGUGGAAUAUAUUAGACUGAAGGCUGCGUGGCUUAAUCGGGACAAAGAUUCCAUUAAAAAGUAUUUGACUUCAGAGUGGUAGAAACAAAAAUCCUGCUGUGGAGCGUCUGUUAGUUUAUUUUUAUUUUCAUUCUAAAAAAAGUUAUGUGAGUAUCUAUUUUCAUACAUUUCUGAAUGAAGAAUUUCAAUACCAA